Carica papaya (papaya) is the source of this 1086-nucleotide messenger RNA. Its product is annotated as UPF0496 protein At1g20180-like. The record is from RefSeq and is a predicted model, not a curated record. Lineage: Eukaryota; Viridiplantae; Streptophyta; Magnoliopsida; Brassicales; Caricaceae.
AUGAAAAAUGGAGCAAGUUCUCGGAUCUUGAACGUGAAAGAAGAAUACCUGAGUGCACUGAGAACAAAAUCAUACGCAGACUUCUUCAGCAAAGCACAGUCACUUUUCAACCGCUUCCCUUCAUCGUCUUCUUCAUCUUCAUCGUCUUCUCCCUCCACUAACCACCAUAAACUCUCUGAAAUCCUCCUGGAACCCGGCCAAGACACCAUCCCCACCCUCCUCGAGUCCGCCCUAAUCCUCUCCAAGCUCCCCCAGCUGAAGCUCCUCAUCCUCGACUACUUCGACAUCAGUGCCGAGGCCUCCAAAAUCUGCAGCCACCUACUCGCCACCAUUAAACAAACCCAACACAACCACCGUUUCAUCCAACGAGCCAUCGAUGCAGCUGCCGCCGCCGACCACGACCAGCACCAACUUGUUCUAUCCCAACUCAGAUCCUUCACCAAACUCAGCAACCCAUUUUCCAAUCUCCACAAUAAUGACUACUUCAAACCCAUUCACGAUAAAUACUCCUCGGUUUUGAACCAGCUGAAAGUCUCCAGCAAGAAGGUUACCAAGAGAAUCAAGAUCAUCAAGUGUAUCCACACCGCGUCGGGGGUCGGCAUCACCGCCGCUUGUGGACUCCUCACAAUCGCAGCCAUAUGCGUCGCGGCGCACACACUCACCGCCAUCGUCAUGGGUCCGGCAAUCUUCAGCUUCCCGGCGAAAGUCUUCAAGAAGGCGAAGAACUGCAAGCUCGACUUCCUCAAAAACGAGUUUCUGAGAAAGAUCAGGGAGCAGCUGGACGCGGCGGCUAAGGGGACUUAUAUUCUGAAUAGAGAGUUUGACACGAUGAGCAGGCUGGUGGCUCGGCUGCACGACGAGGUCGAACAUAACAAGAAGAUGAUCGGGUUUUACUUGGAUCAAGAUCGGAUGUUUUCGGUGCACGCGGUGGUGAAGGAGCUGAAGAAGAGUGACGUUAAGUUCAGGAAGCAGAUGAAAGAGCUUGAAGAACACGUUUAUCUGUGUCUUGUCACGAUUAAUCGGGCAAGGUCUCUGGGGAUUAACCAGAUGAUAUCUCCUUCUGCAACUUCUCCAUGUGGAAGAUGA